Messenger RNA from Salarias fasciatus (jewelled blenny), 1915 nucleotides. RefSeq names its product AE binding protein 2 (gene aebp2). Lineage: Eukaryota; Metazoa; Chordata; Actinopteri; Blenniiformes; Blenniidae. The transcript has 9 exons. Gene Ontology annotation, biological process: regulation of transcription by RNA polymerase II. The record is from RefSeq and is a predicted model, not a curated record. The coding region runs from base 60 to 1349 and encodes 429 amino acids. Gene Ontology annotation, cellular component: ESC/E(Z) complex.
UCCAAGACCGAGCCAACUUCCCCCGAAACUCCCCGAAAACGCGCUCUGUCUCCGCUCACAUGGCUCAGAUCACCGCGGAGGGCGCCGAGCACGACUCCCAGCCGGCGGCCGACCGCAACGCCGCCGGGGAGGCGGCUGAAACCGGCGUGGAGCGGCAGCAGGCCGAGCCGGACCCCAAACAGGAACCGGGCGACAACAAGGAGAGCGGCGGCGGCGGAGCGGGGGACCGCGGCCCGGACAAAGGCAGCGCUGCCCCCGGGGACGAGGCGGCCGGCGACGGAGAGGAGCCGGGGAAGAGCCCCGUGCAGGGCAGCCUGGCGAGCGGCAGCGACGCGGCCCCGGAGGGCUCCCGGGUGCUGCGAGCAGAACAAAGAGAGCGGGAGAAGGAGUCCGGCACGCCGGCCGCGCCGCGCUGCCCGCCGGCCGAGCCCGGCGCCAAGAGGCGGGCCAGCCUGGACCUGCCCUCCGCCGACGGGGAGCCGCUCAGCCGGAUGGAUUCGGAGGACAGCAUCGGCUCCACCCUCCCGGACGUGGACAGCACGGCGUCCAGCGGCCGCUCCACCCCGGCCGGCGUGGGCGGGGCGGCGGCGGGGGCCCCGGGCGGGCCGGCGGCGGCGGGCGGAGCCAAGCCUCUGAGCUACACCUGCUGCUGGGACCACUGCCUGCUGCUGUUCCCCAGCAGCCCCGACCUGGCCGAGCACAUCCGCACCACGCACGUGGACGGACAGCGGGGCGGGGUGUUUGUGUGUCUGUGGAAGGGCUGUAAGGUGUACAACACGCCGUCCACCAGCCAGAGCUGGCUGCAGAGACACAUGUUGACCCACAGCGGGGACAAGCCCUUCAAGUGCGUGGUCGGGGGCUGCAACGCCACCUUCGCCUCGCAGGGGGGGCUGGCGCGCCACGUGCCCACCCACUUCAGCUCCCAGGGCUCCAAGCUGGCCAAUCAGGGCCGAGUGAAGGAGGAGUCUCCGUCCAAGGCGGGGCUCAGCAAGAGGAGGAAGAUGAAGAACAAGCACCGGCGGUCGCUGCCUCGGCCGCACGACUUCUUCGACGCUCAGACGAUGGACGCCAUCCGCCACCGAGCCAUCUGCCUCAACCUGGCAACGCACAUCGAGAGCCUGGGCAACGGCCACAGCGUGGUCUUCCACAGCACGGUAAUAGCCCGGAGGAAAGAGGACUCUGGGAAGGUGAAGGUUCUGCUGCACUGGACUCCUGAAGACAUCCUGCCUGAUGUGUGGGUGAAUGAGAGCGAUCGGCUGCAGCAGAAGACCAAGGUGGUCCAUCUGUCCAAGCUGCCCACGGACACGGCGGUGCUGCUGGACCCCAACAUCUACAGGAUGUUCUUCUGACGACCUGCUGUCGCUCCCCGGAGGCCCCGCCCCCCCCCCCGCCGGGGCUCUGUUAGCUGUAGGAGAACCGUAGAGGACUAACUGUAGACUGUAGACGAGCUGGGUGUAAAUAUGAGAUUUGUAAUAUAUUUUUAUACUUUGGAGUUUUUUACUGGAUUUCUGUAGACAGAUGAUAGAAGAGACUGUUGAUGACAUUAAAAUGUCCACUGUUCACCUGCCUGGAGCUGCUGUCCUCAGUAACACACACACACACACACAUACACACCAUAAUAAUCAUGCUUUAAAUGAGCACAAAAUUGUAUGUUGAAAUGACCUGAUAAAAUUGCAGCACAAAUUCAGCAUUUUCCUAUUUUUCUCAGGCUGCAGAAUCUCCAGAAACAUACUUUCCAUUUUAUUUUUGCAAAUCUUUUAUGAAUUGAACUGGAGGAUUUCCACAUGUUGCAGCAGCUGUGUGAGUUUCGUGCUGUAAUGUAUAAAAUAAAUGCACAAGAUAAAACAAUUUAAUGUGAAACAUGAAUAUUCAGUGAAUAUGGAACAUUAUAUAUGUCUAGAUUAUAGUUAAAAAG